Messenger RNA from Capronia coronata CBS 617.96, 885 nucleotides. RefSeq lists its product as uncharacterized. Lineage: Eukaryota; Fungi; Ascomycota; Eurotiomycetes; Chaetothyriales; Herpotrichiellaceae. The record is from RefSeq and is a predicted model, not a curated record. The coding region runs from base 1 to 885 and encodes 294 amino acids. The transcript has a single exon.
AUGCUAGCGCCUUCACUCCAAAAACACCUCACGGUUGAUGGGACGGACGUCCACUAUAUCUCGUCCGGCAACCAGCAUGGUCGUCUGGCAGUCUUGCUUCAUGGGCUCGGAGGAUCAACGAACACAUUUCAAGACCUGCUCCCGUCCAUACCGCCCAGCUAUCACGCCAUCAGUGUAGACAUUGAAGGCUUCGGAGACACACCACUCAACCAGGGAAAGUCUCUUUCGUUUGCACGCUAUGUCUCCGACUUACACGAUCUCAUCACACAUCUCCAAGAACCUCCUUCAGCCUCAACAGCAGAAACAAGUAACGGGGUCAGCAGCAGCAGCAGCAGCAGUAACACUGAAGCAGUCCUCCUCGUCGGUCACUCGCUCGGCGGCAUCAUCAGCUUACACUAUGCCGCCCAGUACCCCACCCAAGUGGCGGGACUUUUACUUCUGGGACCAGGGCGCUCUGUGAGAGGUAUUCCGCCGGCACAGCAGCGGAUGCGAGAUCUCGCAAAGACGGCGCGAGAAAACGGCAUGAAGGCGGUGGGGGCGAUCGCACUUAAGACGAAUUUCCCGGCGGAUCGGGACAACGAUGCCGCGCACGAACAAGAGGUGUAUGAGGCCGUGACUUCUUGUUCUGCCGAGGCGUAUGCGGCCACAGCAGAGCUGAUCGCCGGCGACGACCAUUAUGAUCCAGACUACAGUCUGAUCCAAUGCCCCGUAGUGUUCGUGGCUGGUGACAAGGACACGAUCAGCCCACCGCAGAGGUCGAGGGAUAUCAGCGCUCUGCUCGGAGGGCCUUCGGAAGUGGUGGUGGUCCAAAGCGGUCAUCAGAUGAUCCUGCAGGACAUCCAAGGUGUGAAGAAGGCGCUCGACAAGUUGCUCGCAACGGUAUGA